AUGGGCAAACGCUCACGCUCAGACUUCGCCGAUGGCGAGGUCAGUCAUCAACCAACCCAAAAAAAGAUGAGAGUUCCGGAUGCGCUGUCUCGCCUUUCGGAGAACGCCGACGACCUCAUCGAGUGCCUGCAGGCCCUCAAGACUCAGAGCGAUCACCCAAAAUUGAUUCGGCGACUGGCCACACUGAGCAACGACCUCCUUCCAAGCUUCAAGACCCUGGCAAAAGGACAUGACGAGAAGCCGGUCGAGGGGGAGACUACCGCCACAGAUCAGCCGAAACCAGAGCCUGCUGAGAGCCCUCGACCAGAAGUGCCAAUACUCACACCGUGGAGGCCAUCAGAAGUCGCAAAGAACCCACCACCUCUUCCAGCCAUCUUAGAUCCAGCUUUGGAAAAGGCGUCAUUCACCCACGCAGGAGCCGCGGAACGUGGCGAGCGAAGCUACGAGCAGCUGGAAUGGCUUGGAGACGCAUACCUCUACUUGAUCUCCACCGCGUACAUUUACAUGACAUUCCCGCAUCUUCCACAUGGUGACAUGUGUCACAUCCGGGAGGUUCUAGUUCGCAAUUCCACACUCGGAGAGUAUUCAAUCCAUUAUGGGUUUGCGAAGGAAGCUAGGCUCCCUAGAGAAUACAGCAUUUCUGGGCGGCAAGGUGGUUCGAAGGCAUCAGAAAAGGAGCGUGCAAAGGUUCUGGGCGACAUAUUUGAGGCCCACGUCGCCGCCAUCAUCCUGUCGGACCCAAUAAGAGGAGUCUCGAGGACGGCGAAGUGGCUCAAGGAAUUGUGGAGCACGACGAUUUCCAAGCAGAUUAAGAAGGAUGCCCAACCUCAGCCAUCUCUUGUCGCUCCCGUGAUGGGCGCCGCGUCACCGGCAGGUUCUCAAGCCGACCUCAAAGCAGCUAAGCAACAGCUGUCUGCACAGCUGGCCCUUUCCAACCCCCGGGUAAACAUCGUGUACAAGUCUGUCGAUGAGAGCAGGACGCUCCGCGACCCGUUGACCAACCUGGUCUUGUACAAGCAGGCGGUUUAUCUGGAGGGCUAUGGCGAGUCGAAAGAACUUGGGACUGGAACGGCCAAGAAGAAGUCGGACGCGAACGAUCUGGCUGCACUGAAUGCGCUGAAGAACAAGAAAUUGAUGAACGUGUACAGGGAAAAGAAGCGGUUGGCUCUGGAGAGCAGGGAGGCUCAGGAGAAGGCAUCCAAGGACCUGGGAUUUUAG
Messenger RNA from Diaporthe citri, 1218 nucleotides. RefSeq lists its product as uncharacterized. The coding region runs from base 1 to 1218 and encodes 405 amino acids. The transcript has a single exon. Lineage: Eukaryota; Fungi; Ascomycota; Sordariomycetes; Diaporthales; Diaporthaceae. The record is from RefSeq and is a predicted model, not a curated record. Gene Ontology annotation, cellular component: nucleus. Gene Ontology annotation, molecular function: ribonuclease III activity; double-stranded RNA binding. Gene Ontology annotation, biological process: regulation of gene expression; primary miRNA processing; rRNA processing.